AAAGGUGGCCAGCGUUUAUUUUGGCACUGCUUCUCGUUUGUGUUGCUGUCGUCGCCAUUAAACUAGACGGUGGCAGUGGAAACCAUGGAGAGCUGUGGAUUUAUACCAUGAUUUGAAGACUUUAGAGGACUUGUAAAUAUGAGCAUUAUUCAGGAAGAGGUUAUCGUGUCUGCGAAGGUAAACAUGUGACCAACGAAAGGAGUUCAAACGAUUCGGAUUGGGAAAGGUUUGCUUGAGCCGGAGGAGGAGGUGGGCAGAGAGAGGGGGGCUCUGGACAACCAAAAGGGUUUGUUGUGCUUUACGGCAGCACUUGAUACUCAAACACGGCCACUCAGCGAUAAAGUGACCCACAAUGACAGAACAGAGGGUGAAGUGGGCCUGUGACUACUGCACCUAUGAGAACUGGCCAUCUGCAGUCAAAUGUACCAUGUGUCGUGCUCCAAGGUUGAGGGGUCCCAUCAUCACGGAGGAGCCUUAUAAAAACAGCCAUGAUCUGGAUCCCAGUCUGGAAUGGGAUCCCCCAAGAACUGAGAGUGGAAGCAGUCCCCUCAUCUGUCCCGACUCGAGUGCCAGACCCAGAGUUAAGUCCUCCAGUAUGGCUGAGAUAGCCAACAAGUGGUCCUGUCAGAUGUGUACUUAUCUCAACUGGCCGCGUGCCAUUCGUUGCACACAGUGUCUGUGUCAGCGCCCCAGAACCAGCAGCCCAACAGAAUCUCCCCAGACGUCAGGCUGCCGUCCCACUGUCCACUCUCCUGUGGACACAUGUGAGGAAUAUAAUGACAGAAACAGACUCAACACUCACCAGCAGCACUGGACCUGUUCAACAUGCACUUACCAAAACUUGCCCAGAACUACUAAGUGUGUGGUCUGUGACCUCCCCAAACCUAACAACCAGGAAGCGAUAGAGCUGCCAGAGUCUGCUGAGUCUUCUCCCCUGAUCAUUGAUAAGGAUGUGUCUCGAUUGAGGGGCAGUGGCAGUGGAAGCAAGGGCCAAAGGAGAUCCCCUCCAGUGGCUACAAGGGAGGACCAUGUCAAAAUGGACUUCCAAAGGAUCGAGCUUGCAGCUGGAGCCAUGAGUAAAGAGGAGCACGAAGUGGAUUUCAAGAAGCUAAAGCAGAUUAGAAACCGAAUGAGGAAAAUGGACUGGCUGUUUCUCAGUGCCUGUGCUGGUGUGGUGGAAGGAGACCUGGCUGCUGUAGAAGCCUACAAGUCCUCUGGUGGAGACAUCGCCCGACAGCUCACCGCUGACGAGGUGCAGCUCCUCAGUCGGUCCUCAGCAUUUGACGUGGGCUUCACCCUGGUCCAUUUAGCUAUCCGCUUUCAAAGGCAAGACAUGCUCGCUAUCUUGCUGACGGAGGUGAACCAGCAGGCAGCCAAGUGCAUCCCUUCCAUGGUCUGCCCCGAGCUGACGGAGCAGAUCCGCAGGGAGAUCGCAGCUUCGCUACAUCAGCGCAAAGGAGACUUCGCUUGCUACUUCCUCACAGAUUUGGUCACCUUCACUCUGCCUGCAGAUAUCGAGGACUUGCCGCCUGCUGUCCAGGAGAAGCUUUUUGAUGAUGUGCUGGAUCGAGAUGUGCAGAAAGAGUUAGAGGAGGAAUCUCCGGUUAUAAACUGGUCUCUGGAGCUGGGCACCCGCCUGGACAGUCGUCUGUACGCCUUGUGGAACCGCACAGCUGGAGACUGUCUGCUGGACUCGGUUCUGCAGGCCACCUGGGGAAUCUACGACAAGGACUCAGUCCUCCGCAAAACCCUACGUGACAGCCUUCAUGACUGCUCCCACUGGUUUUACACACGCUGGAAGGAUUGGGAAUCUUGGUACUCCCAGAGCUUUGGCUUACAUUUCUCCCUCCAGGAGGAGCAGUGGCAGGAAGACUGGGCGUUCAUCCUGUCUUUGGCUAGCCAGCCGGGGGCCAGCCUGGAGCAGACCCACAUUUUUGUUCUUGCACAUAUCCUCCGAAGACCGAUCAUAGUCUACGGAGUGAAGUACUACAAAAGUUUCCGUGGGGAAACGUUGGGAUACACACGUUUUCAAGGUGUGUACCUGCCUCUGUUGUGGGAGCAGAGUUUCUGCUGGAAGAGCCCCAUUGCCCUGGGCUACACGCGAGGACACUUCUCUGCCCUGGUUGCUAUGGAGAAUGAUGGAUAUGACAAUCGUGGUGCAGGAGCCAACCUCGACACAGAUGAUGAUGUCACGGUCACUUUCUUACCCCUGGUGGACAGUGAGAGGAAGCUGCUUCACAUCCACUUCCUGUCUGCUCAGGAGAUGGGGAACGAGGAGCAGCAGGAGAAGCUGCUGCGGGAGUGGCUGGACUGCUGCGUGACAGAAGGAGGCGCCCUGGUGGCCAUGCAGAAGAGCUCCCGCCGCCGUAACCACCCUCUGGUUACCCAGAUGGUUGAGAAGUGGCUGGACAGGUACCGCCAGAUCCGCCCCUGUGCCUCUCUGUCCGAUGGGGAGGAGGAGGACGAAGACGAGUGAGUGAGGGCCAUUCGAGACUUUAAACAUGGACACCCUAGGCUCUGCCAUCUACAUUUCCCCCCAUGACAUAAAUCCUUGACUUGUAACAAUGCAUGUGACCUGUGAACUCUGGUAGAGAAGAAACCAGCAGUACUAUUAAACAAUCCUGAUGACUUCUCCCAUGAAAGCACACCACGUCCUGCUAGUGUACCAUGCUGUACUCGGGUUUCUCCACGUUUUCAUCAAAUACUUAUUAUAACUUGAGAAAAAAGCUAGAUUAUAUAAGGAUAUACUGGAUUUAAGGAUUCCCUAAGCUGCAGUAUAUGAGGAAUUUCAUUUACAGAUUUGCCUUUGCUAAGAAACAGAAAUGCUAAUUCUGUCUGUGUGUGUGUGUGUGUGGGGGGGGGGGGGUGAAAUGCCACCCGGAUCCCUGAGUGUUAUCCUCUCUGUGAACCCUAUUUGAUGCUGGAUUUAUUUAUUUCUUCCUUCAGGAGCAGAUGAAGGCCCUGUUCUCGGUUCUGACCCUUUGUUUUGUUUUAAUCUGUUUUGACUCACUUAGUCUUGAAGUAUUUUAUUUUGCACAGAUAAAAUCCUACAUUCUGUUCUGGACAUUCAA
Nothobranchius furzeri (turquoise killifish) is the source of this 3071-nucleotide messenger RNA. RefSeq names its product zinc finger, RAN-binding domain containing 1a (gene zranb1a). The record is from RefSeq and is a predicted model, not a curated record. Gene Ontology annotation, cellular component: nucleus; cytoplasm. Gene Ontology annotation, molecular function: cysteine-type deubiquitinase activity; K63-linked polyubiquitin modification-dependent protein binding. NCBI's taxonomy places the organism in Eukaryota, Metazoa, Chordata, Actinopteri, Cyprinodontiformes, Nothobranchiidae. Gene Ontology annotation, biological process: cytoskeleton organization; protein K33-linked deubiquitination; cell migration.